This is a messenger RNA of Vigna radiata var. radiata (mung bean), 821 nucleotides long. Its product is annotated as protein FAM32A. The record is from RefSeq and is a predicted model, not a curated record. NCBI's taxonomy places the organism in Eukaryota, Viridiplantae, Streptophyta, Magnoliopsida, Fabales, Fabaceae. The transcript has 3 exons. Gene Ontology annotation, cellular component: nucleolus. The coding region runs from base 146 to 559 and encodes 137 amino acids.
UAUAUAGAUAUAUAGAUAUAGAUAUAUGUGUGAUACUAUAAAUGUGCUCUCCUCUUUUGAAAGGCGUGUAAGAUUAAGCAUUUGAAAUCUAUUUGAGUCCUAAAGAUCGGAAAGUUUCACAGGUUUCUUCGUUUAUGUUAUUGAGAUGUCAUCGUAUGACAAUGUUGUUGGUGGGAAAUUGAAGCUGAAGGGGAAAGCACUUGAUGUGGCGGGUGGGGUGAAGAAGAAGAAAAAGAAGAACAAGAGAAACCAAGAUCAACUCCUGCAAGUUGCCGAAGAUGAAAUUUCAGCAGGUGGAAGUGCAGAACAAGGUAAAGAUUCUAAUGAGGAGGAUACAAAUACGGCGAGGGAAUUGAGCAGUGGGAAAGGGAAGGUUGCCCAUUAUGAUGAUCAUCUUACCCCGGCAGAGAGGAGAUACAUUGAGCAGAGGGAGCAACUUGAUGUUCACAGAUUGGCCAAGAUUGCUAAUAAAUCUCACCGUGAUAGAAUUCAAGAUUUCAACCAGUAUCUUGCAAACAUGAGCGAGCAUUAUGAUAUUCCUAAAGUUGGUCCUGGAUGAUUGGUGCUUUCAAUGCCAGUGUGCACUCACAAUGCUUAUUGUCACUAUACAUUCAUCUUUAUUUUGGACCAAAUUGUAUUUCCUGUGAUGUGUAUUUCUUUUCUCUUCCUAGACGUAUGUUUUUGCCUUCAACGAAAUUUGUCUUUUUUCUAUUUAUUGUGCGCAAGGGGAAAUGCAUAGUACACAUAAGCUGCUGAUAAGGUUACAAGGAAUUUUAACCUGUAAAACGAUUAUUUGAUUAAGGCUGGAAAUGUUUAAAUCA